AUGGCAGCCAAUAUCCCCGAUCCCACCCGGAUCCUCAGCAUACAAUCCCACGUCGUCUCCGGGUACGUCGGUAACCGCUCUGCCACCUUCCCACUCCAACUCCUCGGCUGGGACGUCGACGUCACCAACACGGUCCAAUUCAGCAACCACACCGGAUACGGCAGAUGGGGCGGCUUGCGGUUCGACUCCUCCCACCUCUCGGACAUCUUCUCUUCGCUCGAUAAGAACGGUCUGUUGCGGUACUCUCGCAUGCUCACGGGAUACAUGCCAUCGGCAUCGGUGGUGGAGGUGGUGCUGGGGCUGGUGAAGAAGCUGCGAUCUAGGCAGACUGGAGGGGAGCAGGAUGAGGAAGGUGGACUGGUGUAUCUCUUGGAUCCGGUGAUGGGUGAUAUGGGUAGAGGCAUGUACGUUUCGCCCGACGUUCUGCCCAUGUAUCAAGCGAUGCUCGAGUACGCUACCAUCAUCACCCCCAACCAGUUCGAAGCACAAGCAUUGACAGGAAUGCAGAUCACAGACUUGGAUUCGUUGAAACACGUGCUCCUCAAGCUGCACAAGAAGCACAAGGUUCCCCACGUCAUCAUCACUUCCGUCGAACUACCCGAUGCCGAUCUGGAAAGGAUCGGUGCUCAGAGGAACAUGGCAGAUGGCAGACCAGCGAUGCUUCAAGUCGGAUCUAGCUGCGAGAUCGAAGUCAGAGGCGGGGAGAGGCAAGAACCAACGUUGGAGGUGGACGAGUUGAGGAUCUGGUCGAUACAGUUUCCAGAAGUUCAAGGGUAUUUCUCUGGAGUAGGAGACAUGUUCGCCGCAUUGACGUUAGGAAGGUUCCAUCCUGAAACGAAGAUUGCGGCAGACGACCUGACACCCAUCGCAAAGGCUAGCGAGUUGGCCAUCGCCAGUUUGCAAGGCAUCCUCAGCAACACGUGCAGAGUGAUCGACGAGCUGGAAAGGAAUUUGGGGGGAGAGGAGAAGGAGAAGGACGAAGUGGAGGUAAGAGUCGAUAGGAUGAGGAGGCGAGAGUUGAGGGUGGUGCAGAGUAAGAAGGAGAUUGAAUCGCCAACGAUCGUGUACCGGGCAAAGUGGAUCACUGCUUAG
Molecule: messenger RNA, 1092 nt
Organism: Pseudozyma hubeiensis SY62
Lineage: Eukaryota; Fungi; Basidiomycota; Ustilaginomycetes; Ustilaginales; Ustilaginaceae
Exons: 1
Coding region: 1-1092 (363 amino acids)
Biological process (GO): pyridoxal 5'-phosphate salvage
Cellular component (GO): cytosol
Molecular function (GO): pyridoxal kinase activity
Source: RefSeq, a predicted model, not a curated record